CUCAUCACUCUUCCUUUUCCUUCCUACCUUUCUACUUUCUAUUGCCACCCAGGAUGCCUAUCCCUAUCUUCCUGCAGAGUCUUCUCUGCCGGACAGAUGCUGCCCCUCGUAUUGACCCACUUCCCGCCGGAUACUCGUCUACACCCCUGGCGAGGAGUGUACUUGGGCCCACAUUUGUACCUCUUCAACUUCCUCCUGACGGACAUAUGGACCCGGAUACGUUUAAGGACAUCACUGAGGCAAAACUGAAGACUGAUCUGGUUCUGUCGCACAUGAGACUCGUGCUCGCUGCUCAGACUCAGGGUGGAAGGCGUACAACGGAUACGAAUGACUGGAACCUCAUCUACAACUGCAUACGAGAUUAUUCUGAGCAAAUUCUUACUCGGUGGCUCAAUACUUAUGCCAACCAUACUGCCGCCCUUCGCCAGCUUCAGCAAGCUGGACUGUACCCACCCCAACAUGUCGCAUCUGGACCACACAGGGUAGGCGAUCAGACAAUGUACGCGCCUGUCAAAUCUCGAAGCAGCCAAUAUGUUCCUCCGCCUCUCAUACGGCAAAGCCCACUCUCCGUUGUGAGCCGUGACAUCACUCCUGAAAACGCCAUUGCAGCUCCUGGAACGUCAAGGAUGCAGCCUAUCAGUGCUCAGUCUAAAGGGGGUAUCCCUCCGCCUUUGCCAGAGAAGACUAAGCCAUUCCCAAGUUCUCGACCGACCUCUUCUCAAUUCCCACUUGCUGAUAAGCCACUUGCACCCUUGAAAUAUGGGGAUCCAAGGCCUCGCCCUGCUUCGUGGCAAGCAAUGCCUGAAACUACCGGUGCCUUGUUCAAGGCGUUGAAGAGGUUAUCCGAAAGUGAAGGAUUGAUCCCUCAAGAGUAUGCUCAGCUUCUCGAACGCGCAUCCCGUCAAGAGGUAUCUCCGACUGAAAAUCAGCCAGCGACUGGAGACAGCAUUCCUUCAAGUCCUUUACAAUCGUACACCCCUGCUGGAUCUGUUUCUGCGGUCAAAAUUACAGACGAACACAAGAAGACUAUUCGCAGAAUCAGGCCGCCCUCUCGUGAUACGGCCUCUCGCCAUGGCGCCGAUGAUGGGAAUAACACAUAUAAUCACCUGAAUAAAACCUCUCCGACCACUUCCAACACUCCGAUCAGUUACUCCGGAAACUCAACUCCGAGAUUGACACCUACAGCAGAGACGUUCUCUCAAGGAAAGGUUAACGAUCAACCGAUCUUCAAAUGCCUCCCCACGCCGCCACCAAAAAUGGACAUCAUUUCACUGGCCCCAACGAACUCAGUUCUCGAAACUCCUGGUCUUACCCCUCUUUCGCAGAAGGAACCAUUUCCCAUUCGCGAGCCUCACCCUACACCUACGGAGCUUACUCAGAGGGAUUCAAAAACCUCACGGACGCCUCCUCCCAAGUCACCCGCUCGGGUUGCAGCAAAUUUGGUUCGAGAAAAGGCUGCCUUGAAUACUGCUCCAGAAGCUAUCAGUCUUCAACCUCCAGAUCACGAUCUGCCACUGUAUGCAAACGUCAAUCCCGGCCAUACUCUUCUAGCAGAGAAUGAAUCCGUCAACGUUCGGGCACCUUAUACCGCAACAUCUGAGGAAACCAAGCCUGAAAUUCAUAUCGAAGUACCGACACCUAACAGCGUUACAUCAGGUCUGACCCCACUUUCAGAAACUGAACCAAUCAGUAUCCGUGAACCUCACCCAACCCCCAUAGAUGCGGAAAGGAGGGACCUUCAAAACGCCUUGACGCCACCACCACCAAAAGCACUCAGCGCAGCUUCGACCCCAUGUGGAGGAUACAAAACACCUGAUGGUAGCCCCGUCAAAGCGGCAAUCUCGGGUUUCAAAAAACUUGUUGAGAAGGCAAAAUCUUCCCGAGAGCCCGUCAGCGAACGUACAGAGGAGAAUGCCAAGGCACGUAGAGUGGUACAGGAAGUCGUUGGGAGUCCCCAAUUAGCGGACGUGGUGGACUGUGAUGGGAAGAGCAGCGACCAGUCAAGAGGUGAACUGUAAGUAACUUAGGAAAGAUGGCUCUUCACCUCAUAACUUGCCAACUUUAGAGUCAGUAUAAAUUAUAAAUAACGCUGAGAAAUGAAAGCAAGUGUACAUAUCUGAAGACUUUAACACCGAAAUCAUUCCUCUGUGUUGAAUGGGGAGAAACCUUAUACCUAUAAUCUAAGUCAUCAUUAACCGUCGUUUGACGGCUCCAACCAGCAAUCUGUAGGGAAUGUAAUCUGUCCAUGUA
Messenger RNA from Cryptococcus deneoformans JEC21, 2250 nucleotides. RefSeq lists its product as hypothetical. The coding region runs from base 54 to 2018 and encodes 654 amino acids. NCBI's taxonomy places the organism in Eukaryota, Fungi, Basidiomycota, Tremellomycetes, Tremellales, Cryptococcaceae. The record is from RefSeq and is a predicted model, not a curated record. The transcript is spliced from 3 exons.